AUGGACAACAUCAUCAAGCCACAAUUCUCUUGCAAUCCGCCCUUCACCCACUGCCAAGCCACUGAUGCAGCACCAAACAGCCAGGAGGAGGAGGAGAGGAACAGCAGAAGCGCCGUUUGCCCCUUGUGGCCGUCAGCAGGGGCAGUGCGAGUGGAGCAGCUGACAGUGCGGUAUGGCAGUUCAGGGCUUGCAGUGCUGCGCAGCUUGAGCUUUCGGCUCGCGGGGGGAGAGAAGUGCGGCGUGGUGGGGCGAACAGGUGCAGGCAAGUCGACCCUCAUGCUCGCGCUGCUGCGGUUGGUAGAAUCGUCUUCGGGGACCAUUCACAUUGAUGAUUUGGACAUUGCAUCACUUCCCCUCGCCACCCUGCGCAGUAAGGUGGUGGCCAUUCCUCAAGAGCCGGUUCUUUUCAGCCAGUCAUUGCGAUUCAACCUUGAUCCCAUGGGGCAGCACAGUGACGAGGCCCUGUGGUCGGUGCUGGCAACAGUGCGCCUAAAGCCGCUGGUGGCGAGGCUGCUGGGCGGGCUGGAUGGUGCCCUGGCUCAGGGCGGUGGAAACCUGUCCCUGGGGCAGAGGCAACUGCUCUGCCUUGCAAGAGCUUUGCUUGCAUCGACACGCGUGUUGCUGAUGGAUGAAGCGACAGCGAGCAUGGAUGGGGAGAGCGAUGCAGUAAUUAAAGCCAUUCUACGGGAGUCAUUUAAGGAUAGCACCGUCAUCACCAUUGCACACCGCCUCUCGACCGUUCUUGAUUACGACCAG
Messenger RNA from Closterium sp. NIES-65, 756 nucleotides. The record is from the annotation of a GenBank genome assembly. Lineage: Eukaryota; Viridiplantae; Streptophyta; Zygnematophyceae; Desmidiales; Closteriaceae.